UUUAUGGACUCAACAAAAGAAGAACCUGUUCAACCUACUUUAGAAGAAGACACUACGUCUGAGGAACAAGGUACUGAAGCACAAAAGACCUUGGACGCACUUGAAGCUAUACCCGAAGUUAUGGAAAAGCUUGCAGACGAUAAUACACAAUAUGAUUUGCAUGUACAACUAAUUGAUCUUUUAAAAAAAGCGGGCCUUCAGGAUGAACUUGAACAGGCUCGGAUGAAUAUGCAUGAUAUUUAUCCUAUGAGUGAAGCUUUAUGGUUGGAUUGGAUACAAGACACGAAAAAAGAAGCAAACACAGUAGAAGGAAAGACAAAACUAUUCCAAUUGCACAGCUUAGCACAAGAAGACUAUGUGUCCAUCACAAUUUGGAAAGAUUAUGUUGAUUUUGUUCUUGAGGAUUUCUAUCAAGGGUUCACAGAUGAUAUCACAACACUUGACGAAACAGUAGAAGACUAUAUUGAUAACAUACGUCAAGAUCUCUUGACAGCCGUCAGAGCCACAUCUUCCCAUGUCAAGCAAAGUCAAAUGGUUUGGAAACCUUAUUCUGAAUUUGAGCUCUCUAUUCUCGAGCGAUUUAAGCAAGAUGAAGACCAACUACGUCGUGUCAAAAAGAUGUAUCUAGAUCGAUUGGCUGUACUUCACAUUGACUGUGAAGAUACAUUUCAAGCUUAUUCUAGUUUUGUAACCCAGUAUCAUAAUCAAGAGUACGAAGCAAGUAUGGUAGAAGCCAAUAAGAUUUAUGCCAAGAUCAAGAAAGCAGCAGAAGAAAGAGAUUAUUACGAAUUGCAGUUGACAUCCACAGGUUAUGCUUUGGACGCAUUUUAUCAAUACAUUGACUAUGAAUUGACGACCAAGAACAUGUUUGCAUUAAACCAUGUUCGAUCUCUUUAUGAAAGAGCCAUUGUGUACUAUUGUACAGAUCCUAGUUUAUGGGAUGAUUACAUUUUAUUCUUGAUUGAGCGUGCUAGAAUACAAGCUUAUCUAGAGACAACAUGUACAAGAGCAGUGCGUAAUUGUCCCUGGUCUGGUAUAUUAUGGGCUCAUUUAGCAAGAACGUAUGAAUCAGGCAAUAAAUCCACAGACCAAAUACAGAAUAUAUUUGAUCGUGCCCUAGCCUCGAAACCGGUUUUAUCAAGCAUAGAAGACUUGGUGACUGUCUUGUUGGCUAAAUGUGAUUAUGCCAGAAGAAAGAUCGAUUGGGAAGACUUGGACGAAGAAGCCAUUAUCGAUUUAAAAGUAGCCUUUGAAGAAAGUUUAGAAUAUGUGACAGAAGCGUUUCCUGAUUCAGGAGACCCAUAUUAUCGGAUCGAAAAAUACUAUGCUUUUAUUUCGCUCAAGCGAUUUGGGGAUGUAGAGAAAGCAAGAGAACUCUGGGAAGAUGUGGUUGACCGACAUGGUUUAGAUACAGAAGCAUGGAUUCAGUUUAUUCAGUUUGAACGUGAUCAAGGCAAUUAUGAACGUUGUACAAGCUUAUUUAAACAGGCAAUACAAAAGAAAAUUGAUAAUCCUGCACGACUGAUGGAUAUAUGGAGUACAAUCGAACAUGAAAUUGGCACAUUAGGGUCAUAUGAAGAGGCGCUCGUUCGCAUCAAUCGUAAACAAAAGAUUCUCUCAAGACAAUGGCAGUCACAGUAUGUCAAGGAAGAAGAUACACAAGAAAAGAAGAUUAUGGAUAGAGAAAAAGAAGAGUGCGCAUCGAAUUGCUCAAAAACAAAGAGCAAAAGAGAAAAAGCAAAGUGAAUUCAAGAAGCCCAUUGAAAAAGUACUCAAGAAACAAGCAAAGCCAGAACAACUAGAACAACAAGUGACAGAACAACCAACAGUCAAUCCUCUCAAGAGAAAACUGUCUGCAGAAGAUGAAAGCGAAACCAAGAAAUCGAAAUUGAAUGAAGGUGAAAAUGAAUUUGAGAAGUCAAAACUGAAUGAAGGUGAAAAUGAAUUCGAGAAGUCAAAACUGAAUGAACCCCCCAAACCUUCAUUUCAACCAAGACCUCGUUCGACCAGACCGAAUACAAACAUCAGAAGAGGAAAAUCACUUAAAUUAGGUCAAAGAUCAGUCAAUCGAAAUGAUGUUGAGAAACUUCAUUCUGAUAAAAAACAAGAUACAGGUGACAGCAAGAGUAAUGAUGAUUUCCGUGCCAUGUUAUUAGGCAAGAAAUAAAAAUUUUUCUUCUUCUUUUUAUAUAUA
Messenger RNA from Gilbertella persicaria, 2194 nucleotides. RefSeq lists its product as uncharacterized. Gene Ontology annotation, molecular function: protein binding. Bases 4 to 1746 code for a protein of 580 amino acids. The record is from RefSeq and is a predicted model, not a curated record. The transcript is spliced from 10 exons. Gene Ontology annotation, biological process: RNA processing. Lineage: Eukaryota; Fungi; Mucoromycota; Mucoromycetes; Mucorales; Choanephoraceae.